CUGUUACAGUCGGUCUGCAAUCGAUUCGGUUUGGUUCUGGCAGCAAAAACUCGUCACGCUACACUCAUCCUUUUUAUUGUUUUUGCUCCUCUAGCAUGGCCAUUGAGCAAGCUGAUUGACUACUUCUUGGGCAGAGAAGUCAGAGAAAUCUACUCGGAAGAAAAGCUUAAAACACUUAUCAAAGUACAGGCGAAGAAAAUGGAGGAGGCUGCUCAAGAUAUUCUCGCUAGGAUAGCAGAUUUCCCAAAGAAAACAGUAGAGGACAUGAUGACGCCGAUGGAGGACACCUUUGUUAUUAGCAGUAGUGAUAGGUUGGAUGUAAAGGUACAAUCUGUUAUGGAGAUGCACAUUAUGUCAGGGUACACUACGUCAGUGAUUUGGGCACUUUUGCAGUUACUAGUAACAAUCCUUGAAAAAGGAUAUACAAGAAUACCUGUUUUUGAAGAGAAGAAUCGCCUUAACCUGACCGCUGUUCUGAAUGUGAAGGAUCUCGCAACGAUGACGAUUGACCAUCGGUCGACUGUUCAACAAUUUAUGAGCAAGAUUGACGACUCUAGAAAACAGAUGCGAUUCGUGUUGGCUUCACAGAGAGGGGAGGCUCUGAUGCAGGAAAUGAUGAAAGGAGACCAACAUCUUUGUGCGGUGAUGAAGUUUUCCUACGGAAGGUACCGUGUUGUAGGCCUCAUAACACUCGAGGAUGUUAUCGAGGAAGUCUUCGGCGAUAUCGAGGAUGAUUCCGACAAGAUGUGGAACAACCGUCGAGCUGGCGUUCACAAGGAUCAGCAGACUCUGGACUGGUUUCGUACAUCCGAAGCAGAACAGUUCGCUGGCCUCGGAGUAAACGCAACGCUGAGACUAAUCCAG
Cooperia oncophora is the source of this 864-nucleotide messenger RNA. The record is from the annotation of a GenBank genome assembly. NCBI's taxonomy places the organism in Eukaryota, Metazoa, Nematoda, Chromadorea, Rhabditida, Trichostrongylidae.